Messenger RNA from Cricetulus griseus (Chinese hamster), 746 nucleotides. The record is from RefSeq and is a predicted model, not a curated record. Lineage: Eukaryota; Metazoa; Chordata; Mammalia; Rodentia; Cricetidae.
CGCCCCGUGACCCCAGCUUGAGGUGACGGCGGGAGCCAAGGCUGGGGCCCAAAAGCACUGAGGCUGAGGGACCCGCCACGGCUCCGUCGUCCGAGAGGCAGGGCCUGUUGCCGUCGGACAGAGCCCUGGACUCUCAGGUUCCUGGCCAGGGAGGUGGAGGAAAAGGAGAGACCUAUCUGCCAGGGAGAAUGUGGCCUGAGGGUCAGGCUUCUGGUCCUGGGAUGCCCCAGCCCAAGCCCAGUGAGCAGGAGGGGGAGAGCAUGAAGGCCGGCCAGGAGCCAACUCCCCAGCCUGGCACAGAUGUGGUCCCAGCAGCCCCCAGGAAGCCCAGAAAAUGCUCCAAACUGGUCCUGCUGACAGCCUCCAAAGACAGCGCCAAAGUGGCUGGGGCCAAGCGCAAAGGAGUGCACUGCAUCAUGUCCCUGGGGGUGCCAGGCCCUGCUACCCUGGCCAAGGCCCUCCUCAAGACUCAUCCUGAGGCUCAACGAGCCAUUGAAGCAGCCCCCCAGGAGCCUGAGCAGAAGCGCAGCAAGCUGGAUCCGGAUACAGGUGGCCCAGAAGACAACGGAUGGUCUGGGGUGUCUUCUUCAAGUCCUGAGAAGGAGACCACUAUGCUUCCCAAGGCACCCAGCACUUCCCCAUAACCUUGGCAACUGCUGCAGCAUGGGCUGCUCACUGUAUCAGCUACUUUUAUAAGCAAGAAGGAAAAAAUAAGAGAGAAAAUAAAAUAAGCUGUAUGCUAUUUC